GUUACCCAGAAGCCCCGGCGACAACAACACAACCACGGGGCGUUCUCGUCCAAUCAGCGGCGGGACGUGAUGUUUCAGCACCGACGUGUCGCACUGACUUUUUAACCGUGUCGCUCUCCACAUGUAAACGUCACUCGUGUGUUCAGCGGGUGAAGAAGCGACAGACGACAACAACAACAACAACAACAACAACAACAACAAUGUCCGAACCCGCUAAACAGGACAUCUCCGCCAUUUUCAAGCGGCUCCGCUCCGUCCCCCCCAACAAGGUUUGCUUCGACUGUGCAGCUAAAAACCCCAGCUGGGCCAGCAUCACCUACGGUGUGUUCCUGUGCAUAGACUGCUCAGGGACCCACAGGUCUCUGGGGGUGCACCUGAGCUUUAUCAGAUCUACGGAGCUGGACUUCAAUUGGUCUUGGUACCAGCUGAGAUGUAUGCAAGUGGGAGGAAAUGCCAGUGCGAUUUCUUAUUUCAGUCAACAUGGGUGCACAACCAGCGCUGCCAACGCCAAGUACAACAGCCGAGCUGCUCAGCUGUACAGAGAGAAGAUAAAGAAUUUAGCCACACAAGCCACCAGACGCCACGGCACUGAGCUGUGGCUUGAUAGUCAGGCUCCUCUCUCUCCGACGUCACCAGAGGACAAGCAGGUGGAUUUCUUCAGUCUGCAUUCACUGGAUGUUCCGGAAAACUUGAAUACGGCCAAAAUGAAUCUGAGCUCCUCCACAUCGGAGAACAGUGUAACCCUGGAAAAAGAUGAAGAGAAAAAUGGUAAUACAGAGGAGGGUCCAAGCGUGGAAUCUCUGAGUGUUUCUCCAAAAGCAAAUCCAGAGCCGUCCUCUCUUUUUAAGAAGAAGCCCUCCGCUGCCAAGAAAACGUUGGCCUCUAAGAAGGGCGGUCUGGGCGCUCACAAGGUCAGCAACCUGAGUUUCUCAGAGCUGGAGAAGAAAGCUCAAGCUGCCGAUAAGAUGAGAGAGAAAGAAGACAGCGCUGUGAGCUCGAAGAAGAAUAUUCAACCCGAGCAAUCGAUCACUCCAUCGCUGCGACUGGCCUAUAAAGAUUUUGAGCAGCAGAGGAAAAUGGAGGACCAGAAGCUGAAGGGAUUAGAGGGGAAGAAGAAGGAGCAAGCUGAGAGACUGGGCAUGGGCUUAGGCAUGAGGAGUGGAGUUUCACAUUCUGUGACCUCGGACAUGCACAUCAUCGAGCAGGAGAACACACUGGGCUCAAGGACCACCAGAGGUCGGCGGCUCAUUGAGCAAGAGGAUGAUGAAGGAUCCUUCACCUCCAGGUCUGUGUCCCGGUUUGAGGAUCAAACAGAACCUUCUGAUAAUUUCACUUCAAAGUGGGAUGAUUGUGUCGAGGAAGGAGGCUGGAUGAAGGUGACCAAGAAACCAGAGCCAGAUUUCUACUUGUCCUCCACCAUAACUUCACUUGACGACAGCCGACACGCAGCCAGGAGGAAACCAGAACCAUUGCCAGUGUCGGACAUGGGAGAAGCUCGUAAAAAGUUUGGAGAUGUCAAAGCAAUCUCCUCUGACAUGUACUUUGGAAAACAAAACGACUCUGAGUAUGAGGCCAAAACCCGACUGGAAAGAUUAGCUGGGAGUGCGUCUAUAAGUUCAGCAGACCUCUUUGAUGAGCCAAAGAAACAGACUGCGAGUUCAUACAGUCUGACCAACGUGCUGCCCAACGCUCCGGACAUGUCGCAGCUCAGACUGGGAGUGCGCUCAGUCGCAGGAAAACUCUCGGUCAUGGCCAGCGGCGUAGUCAACUCAAUCCAGGAUCACUACAGUUCCUGAGUCAGGAUGUGUCUCCUCUUGCAUGCAGCAGGUGUAGUCGGCGUCGACACAACAGGAGUAUGAUGAUUUACCCGGUGAGAGACGGAUAAAGAUCAGCUCUUUGAGCAAAUCUCUGCUUUGAUGCAUCAAAAUCUGGCCCUAAAAUGACCCCGUAUACAUUUACAUCUGUUUUUCCUUCUCAGAUAAUGUGAUAGAGCUGGUGUUAGAAUCAGAUGACUGAAGCACAAUAUUUGCUCAUCUGCAGACAUCUUGAAGUGAGAUUUCUGAGUCAAGUGAAACCAUGAGGAAUAUUUCGUUUGCAUCAUAUUACUUGUUUUGAUUUGUGGUUUUGGGGGUUUACAUACUUAAAAAUACUUUAUGUAGCAGUUGGGAGAUUUCUGGUGUUAUGAAAGAAGGGUUUACUUUUGGAUUUCUAUAGUUGAUGAGGUCAAAACCUAAACAGCAGAGACAAUUCAGUUGGAAAGACUUAAUUGAUUAAUGCACUUUCACUCAUCACACGCACUAUGCAGUGUGCUCUUGUACUUUAAUUUGUGAAAUCUUGCACAUUCCCAGUUUGAAAGUGUCCUUUUCCGUCCCCGAAGUGUACUUACGUUUGCUCUUCCACAGGCACAACCAAAAGCUGAUAAUGAGGCCUUGUGGGGACCAGAUAUAUGUUUCUUAAUUGAGGACGAUAUCAGUUAUGGAAAUUGGUAUUGAUCUAAUUAGCAGAUAAGAUUCAUUUUCCUGCAAGUAGCCACGUUUUUCUCUUCUUUUUUUUUUGUGUAGGUCGUGCAUCCGUAGUAUAAAAAGGACAAGAUGGCAUUGAGGAUAAGCAGCUAAAAACGUUUAAAGGAAAAGCUGAUGUUUUGGGAAGUGCACAUAUUUGUUUUUGCCUAGAGUUUGAUGCCACUUUUGUAGAUAUGCAUUUUCUUGUUAGUAGGCAAAGUUAGCUAAUCGUCUUUCUCUCACCGAGAAAACAACAAAGACUUUAUCCCAAAAUGUCAAAUAUUUCCAUUAAAGGAGAGAUAUUCUGCUUAUGUUUUUUCACCACGUGUCAGCGGUAUAAAGGGAGCUCAUCUCCCCCGAGAAAACACUGACGCUCCUGAAACGACUCGUCAGUAGUUUGUCUGAAAUGAGCGUCCGGCUCGGGGCUGCAGUUUUCUGUCAGAACACGACCGAAAAUUUGCAAAUCGACCUGAAUACGACAAGCGUUCUGUUUUUUGUGGCCAAACCCAACUCAAGCCUGAUGCUUUCCCCCAGUUACAAGCUCAUGCCGUUGGCUGGAAGCGGUUCACCAAUCACAACAGAGUUGGCCAAUCAGAGCAAACUGAGCUUCAUCAGGAGGAGGGGCCUUAAAGAGACAGGAGAUAAAACCAAGUGUUUCAGACAGAGGCUGAAAAAAGAGCUGCAGCAGUGGAAAGUUUGAGGGAAGUGAUUUGUCUUCUGAACAUUAGAGCAUUUAUACAUUUACAAGAGCAGAAUAUUUCUCCUUUUAAAAUACUACUUAUUAAAGUUAUUUCUUUAUUAAUCUUAAUUCAUAUUUUGCAAUCUCGAAUAUGGUCACCAUGGUGACACGUAUAUGUAUAUAUAGAGAUUUAUUUUCGAUGUGGAGGGUCUUGAUGAUGUUUGGUUUGAAAAUUGUGUUUUGGUCGUCUGCGGUGGAUUCCUGUUUUCCCCUCUGGGCAGAUUAUUUAGUGGCACGCAGAUUCUUGAAGGGUAAAAUGUCCUGAUGCUGUUUGACAUGUUUGUAGCUUUCAGCCCCUAAUAUAAAGAUACACAUGUCCACUUAAAAACAUGAAUGUAAACCGUACCUUUAAAGCCUUCAAAGUUAAAUUAUGUUGUUGCUGCAACAAGCCAAGGUCCAAGUGAUAUAUUUUGAUACAUCAAAAAUAACCGAGGCAGUGAUGAAGCACUUAUAGUUUGAGAAGUGAUUCUUAAAGUUUGAUUAUGGAUUUGAUAUUUAAAAGCAAUAGAGAAGCAGAUUGAAGUCUGUUUAAAGUGUGGUAUUUAAAAAAAUACAGCUUUUACCUGAAGUCUACUCACGAGUUCAAGCUCUAGUGUUUCUGACGCCCACACUGGGAACAGGAUGCAUUAUUACUGAUUACUUCACUGUACUGUUCAUGCUUCUCAGGAGUAAAAUAAUAAUGAAACACUAUGAAGCACUAAAAGAGUUUCACGUCCUUCAAUGACCAAAUAUUUGUUUACUCCAUCACUGUAUGCCUUAGACCAAAGAUCUCUGAAGCAUAACGGCUUAAAUUUGCAAGAGCAUGAAGUCCUCUCGACCUUUUUUUUUUUUUGCACAUAAUUUGGUAAAAAAUUGCACGUGGCAGCUUUUGCUUGAAUGUACCGAACCUUUGCCUCUAUAAGUUGAUGCUGCGUCCGUGCUGAACUUGAGUUUUGCUUUUGUUUGUAAGUUUGUGUCUUCUGCUGUGGAAUAUUGUUAAAUGUUACAUAAAAGAGUAGCAGCUUGUGCAUGUUUGCCCCCUCGUAGUUAUUUUAUCACCCGGACACAUCCUGAGUACUCGAUGGUGUUCGGCGGUUGCAGCCCGUUCAUUUAAACAUUAAUGGGGAAAAAAGAAUCGCUCUAUAUUAACUGUAACGUAGGACUACUAUGUUGUAUAUGGCUUUGAAUGAGCAUUUAUAGAAUAUAGGAUAUUGAUAAUCAGAUUUUGACAAUUUUUGACAUUUAAAAUGUAAGUAACGUUUUUGGAAACAUGCCAAAUAAACAGCUGGCGUCUGAA
Molecule: messenger RNA, 4516 nt
Organism: Paralichthys olivaceus (Japanese flounder)
Lineage: Eukaryota; Metazoa; Chordata; Actinopteri; Pleuronectiformes; Paralichthyidae
Gene: arfgap3
Product: ADP-ribosylation factor GTPase activating protein 3
Biological process (GO): COPI coating of Golgi vesicle
Molecular function (GO): GTPase activator activity
Source: RefSeq, a predicted model, not a curated record